Messenger RNA from Phyllopteryx taeniolatus (common seadragon), 3144 nucleotides. RefSeq names its product zinc finger protein 385B-like. NCBI's taxonomy places the organism in Eukaryota, Metazoa, Chordata, Actinopteri, Syngnathiformes, Syngnathidae. Gene Ontology annotation, cellular component: nucleus. Gene Ontology annotation, molecular function: nucleic acid binding; zinc ion binding. Bases 387 to 1997 code for a protein of 536 amino acids. The transcript has 9 exons. The record is from RefSeq and is a predicted model, not a curated record.
GGUCCUCAGAACUAUGAGGCAGUUGUGCUAACCAGUCGUCCACCAUGCCCCCUGUUAAUAAAUAAAUUUUUCAAAUUUUUGACUAACUGUUCCAAAUGGAUGCUGUGUCACCAUUCAAUUCACUUGAUUGUUCUAUUUCCUAGCAAUAAUUGCUACUAUUAGUAUGCUAUGUUGAUAACUAUAAAUCAUUAGCUACAAUGACUCAAAUGUCCACGUAAACAUUAGUAGUAUAGUAGCCGUAAGAAAACAUCGCUGUCACCUUGACUUGUGCCUACUGACGGUAAUGAGUGCCACAAUAUGGCGGCCGCUGUGACGUAUGGAGGUCGGGCAUCUAUAGUUGUUGACGCUUUUGGUGACGUACUUCCGAUCCGGUCCGUGCUCGGCAAAUGUCUUUUGGGUUCACUUCCUGUUCCAUCCACAACAGCGGGAAAAUGGACGGACGCAAGCACUGGGGCGCUUACGACGACGACACAGAGAUGGGCAAUUAUAAUGAAAUGGAUAAUUUCCACUUUUACAACGAGAGUGAUAAUUAUGAGUUCAGCAGAACGACAAAUGAUCGGCACAGUGCGCCACUCGGCAGCGGCUCGGGCCGCUACAACAACGACUCGGGCCGCUACAACGACGACUCGGGCCGCUACAACGACGACUCGGGCCGCUACAACGACGACUCGGGCCGCUACAACAACGACUCGGGCCGCUACAACAACGACUCGGGCCGCUACAACAACGACUCGGGCCGCUACAACAACGACGCUAGCUUCCAGCGUUUCCCGCAAGAAACCCCCGGCUGUAGCGGUCGCGACGCUAGCUUCCAGCGUUUCCCCCAAGAGACGCCCGGCAGCGGUGGUCGCGACGUUAGCUUCCAGCGUUUCCCCCAAGAGACGCCCGGCAGCGGCGGUCGCGACGUUAGCGUCCAGCGUUUCCCCCAAGAGACCCCGGGCUGCGGCGGUCGGAACAACCGAAAUACUGCGGAGGAAGUUUGUUGUUGCCCGGCACACGAAGGACGUAUGUGUGCCACGCUGGCAGCCGCCUUACCAGGCCUGAUAGGUGGUGUCGCAGGACAAAGCGGCCUCAUGAUGAAACCGUUCCUGCCUUUUCCUAUUGACAACACUGCUGCUCCACUUGCAAUGCCUCCCAUUUUCCCAAACUUCAACACGAUGGACCCGGUGCAGAAAGCGGUGAUCAAGCACACGUUUGGAGGCGUGGCCAAGGCGAGGCAGAGGAAGCAGCCAAUCAAGUGCAGCGUUUGCCAGCUCAGGUUCAACUCGAACUCGCAGGCCCAGGCUCACUACCGAGGCACCCGGCAUGCCAAGAAGCUGAAGAUGCAGCAGAAAAACGACAACAACAAGCUUUCAAUCAAGAAACGAGCAAAUGACACUGGCGCCAUCCCUCCAACAGCACCGAGCAUCAAUCGGAACACAGAAGUCGGCAGCCAGGCUAGCCUGGGCUCCAAACCUAGCUCUGCCCCGGCCUCACCUCCUCUUCCUCAGGAGACUCCUCCCACUUCAGAGUGGGAGACAGAGCAGGCUAAGAAGCUGCUCUACUGUUCGCUCUGCAAAGUGUCCGUCAACUCGCUCAUGCAGCUCCACGCCCACAAUUCAGGCACCAAGCACAAGACCAUGUUGGACGCUCGUAGCAGUUCAGGUUCGAUUAAAGCGUUCCCGCGAGCUGGCGUGAAGGUGAAGUCCAGUCCCGGGGCUCCUGCCAGUACACCGUUGAAGGGUUCCGGGCUCCAGAACAAAACCUUCCAAUGUCAAACCUGCAAUGUCCAUGUCAACUCUGAGAUUCAACUCAAGCAGCACAUCUCCAGCAGAAGGCACAAAGACCGUGUGGCAGGAAAGCCGACCAAGCCCAAAUUCAACAAAAGUCAACGCAUGGAGGUGACCAGGCCCCCACUGUCCGCCUCCUUCGUCCCGUCCUCAUCUACCUUCCUCCGUCCUGCGCCUGGACCAAUCAGAGUGAGCCAGGGCUCCUCCAUGCUCUUUUCGCCCUACUGAAGCAAGAAAUCCUGGGAAAACAACAGCAACAGGUUUGGAGGUUCUUCCUCUUCUGCCCCAAGCUUUCGCCAAGAGUGAUGUGUCCAGCUGUGAGGUCAUCAAGCUGUCGUCCAAUCAGCGUGCAGGACUUCCAGAACAAAACUUCCUCCUUCCUGCUCCUCCUGGAUUUAACAAACUCACAAACGCUGGCCACUAAUGUUGGCAUUGUUAGCUCACACAAAACCUAGCCACUUGCAUUUUCACUAAUGUAAUGGCGUGCUUUUUUUAUUCGCCCUUUUGAACACGUGGCUAACCUUAGCGGUGAGACAAUACAAACUUCAGCAAUUGGCUUCCGCUAAUAGCACACAAUGGAGGUUUUGGCUGGCAGUGACAACACAGUAUGACGAAAACAACAUUUAAUUGAUUUAUGUUUUUUUUUUUAACAAUUUUAUCUUCCUACUGUGUGGACCAGACAUUUAGAAGUUAGCGUUAGUAUCAUUAUGGAUUGAUUGGUUGAAUGUUUUGUGGUCGACGUGUAAAAUUGCGUCGUCCUGAACAACUUGAAAGUCGCUGGUAUUGGGGUGAAACCAAUGUCCAAAUUUGGUCUACAGUGGAUCUAUACAUGUUCAUGGUUCCUACUUGUUUUUUAAAAAAAAAAAAUCUUUCUUUCUGUUUUCCCACCUGAUUUUCGUGGAAAACGCUUAUUGGCGGUAGGUAUAUCCUCAGUUAUUAAGGAUUGUUUGGGUUAAAAAAUACAAAUAAAAAAAAGUCUCAAUGCAGUCAUAAUGAGCGGCAAUUAUUCGUAGAUUUUCACUAUUCACGGUCACGCCCAGUCCUUAUCACCUGUGAAUAGUGGGGGUCCACUGUAUUUCCUUUUUUUUUUUAACAAAUCGAUGCUAUUGGUCAGUCCCCACGUAGUCUGUUAUUUUUAGAAAUGAUUGGUAAAACUAAAGUAUUGAAAAUGGCUUGCUCUCAUGUUGAUGACUUGGAUCUUUUUUUGCCAUUUCCUGAAAAGUGAUGUCACUAUGUGCAGUCUUGAUGAUGAUGGAACCAGCAAAAGCAGCUCCUUCUCCACUUCUGAUGAUGUCAUCAAGAUGCAAAAAUGUCAAAAAUGCAAUAUUCAUAGUUAGUUGUACUUGUGAAAUUUGUAAAUACUUUUUUCACAUUU